This is a messenger RNA of Striga asiatica, 987 nucleotides long. The record is from the annotation of a GenBank genome assembly. Lineage: Eukaryota; Viridiplantae; Streptophyta; Magnoliopsida; Lamiales; Orobanchaceae.
AUGGCGAACAAUCGGAGCCUCUCGGCCGCCGCCCUCCUCCUCAUCCUCCUACCCUCCCUCCUCUCUCCGCCCGUCUCCGCCGCCUCACCCAUCGUCUCCGAGCUCUCCGACCUCCAAUCCCGAUCCCCCUCCGGCCUCCACUCCAAGCCGGACCUCCAACUCCCCACCCUCAAAUCCGAAUUCGCCCUCGUCUCCUCCGCCUUCCUCUCAAACAACCCCGCCCAAAAAACCUUAAUCUUCUUCUUCGAGAUCGAUUUCGACGAGUCCCAGGCCUCCUUCGCCCUAUUCGACGUCAAUUCCCUCCCGCACGUCCGCCUGCUCUCCCCCUUCGCCGCCGAUCCGAAAUCCGACUCCCUCGCCAUGGACGCCUCCGAUUUCUCCAGGCUCGCCGAGUCCAUGGCCGAUUUCAUCUCCUCCAGGACCAACCUCCCUGUGGGCCCCAUCGGCCGCCCACCAAUCAUCUCAAAAACGCAGAUCCUCAUCGUAAUCGCAGCCAUCCUCAUAUGGACGCCCUUCUUCAUAAAAAAGUUAAUUUCCGGUAACACGAUUUUCCACGAGAAGAGCACAUGGAUGGCCGGGGCCAUCUUCGUCUACUUCUUCAGCGUGUCGGGCACGAUGUUCAACGUGAUCAGGAAAAUGCCGCUGUUUCUGGUUGACCGGAAUAAUCCUGAUAAACUGGUGUUCUUUUACAAGGGCUCCGGUAUGCAGUUGGGGGCCGAGGGAUUUGCGGUGGGGUUUCUUUACACUGUGGUUGGGCUUUUGCUUGCGUUUGUGGUUCACGGGCUGGUUUUGGUUAAAAAUCGGGCCGUACAGCGGUUGCUGACAAUUCUUGCCCUGUUUGUGUCGGUUUGGGCCGUGAGGGAGGUCGUUUUCUUGGAUCAUUGGAAAACCGGGUAUGGCGUGCGCUUCUACUGGCCUUCCAGAACGACGACUGAGGAUGGAGAUCGUACGCCGGAGAUUGAGAAACCGAGAUUGCAUGUGUGCAAA